AUGGUUACCCAACGUUCUCCAGUAUCAGAAUUUAAAUUCAAACAUCCAGCACACAAGCGGAAACCGAAGAAUUACUACAGUAUGGUGCAUAGUAUCGAUGUCGACUACUCACUUUCGUCCUUUUCACGGCUUCCGAAGCACCUUCGACAUUCGAUAUGGAGGUUCGCGCUUCCAGAUCCGAGAAUUAUAUUCUUAAAAAAGUAUGCUAUUUCUCGUUGUGAGCACGCCAUGGUUAGAGUACGCUCAGAUUUGGCUGUGCCGGAUAGAUGCAAAGACGGUGCUCGCCCUGAUUCAUCCAAAAUUCUUUGCACCGGUAUGGAUGACAUACUACCGCAGGAUGUCAAAGAUUUGGAAGAAGUCCGGGCACGCAUCAAGCAUGAUGGUCAAUAUGGUUUCUCGUCAGAUGCACAAAUUCCAAACUUGUUGUUGGUUUGCAGGGAAUCAUACAAUAUCGCCUUCGCAAGAUACAACCGAGCGUUUCCGUCUGUUGGAGCUUUUGCUGAGACCUACUUCGAUCACAAAAGAGACGUUUUAUUACUUCUUGGGGAACAAGUAGUAUGUGUGUGCGGUUGGCAAUGUCGUGAACCUAUGGCGUCAUUCGAGGCAUGUAAAAUUGAUCAUGUUGCUUUUCAAUAUGAACCCAUAUCAAAAGGGUCCGCAUUCCAUCAAAACGACAAGAUAGCCAACACUUCCACACUUGCUAGGCUAUCGUGUACGUUCUACAAUAUUAAAAGUUUAACGAUUGUGAUUGAAAACUAUCGAAGUGAUGAUCACGAGAAUGGCAUAGCCGAGGGUCAGAGAGACAGUGAGCUGGUAUUCUUCGACCCAGUGGACAUCGGUGAAGCUCUGCGCAUGUUGCGUUCGCCUGUUACUAAACGUAGUGAUCUUUGUGGCGUAUUGAUCCCUGAGCAUCCAUUACGAGGUAAAUUAGACUUCGAUAAGAAUCUUCUUUACGAUCUUCAAUCAGAAGACCGCGCAAAAGGCUUAUGGUGGAGAUUGCCGAAACUCAGAUGGAAAAAUCUCACGACUGCCACGUUCAAAAGGAGAUUCGAGAAAUUGCUAGGAGAAUACGAGCUACGUACCGGCGUGACCUGUUACAGAGUUGCAGGAACUGACGAUCUUAGCCCGUGUUCCUGA
Botrytis porri is the source of this 1137-nucleotide messenger RNA. RefSeq lists its product as uncharacterized. Lineage: Eukaryota; Fungi; Ascomycota; Leotiomycetes; Helotiales; Sclerotiniaceae. Bases 1 to 1137 code for a protein of 378 amino acids. The record is from RefSeq and is a predicted model, not a curated record. The transcript has a single exon.